GCUCCACGUUUGAGGAUGAUGACGUCAGGAGAGCUAGCGGUAAGAAAAACGCUCCUGGACUUGAGAAUCAGUAGAGUACCAAUAUGAAUACUCCGAGUCUCUCUCGUUCCUGUAAAAUAGUGUUCGUCGGCUUAAUCAUUUGCUUCAUCUGUACUGUGAAUGGAGAUUACUGCAAGGUGAACUUGUGUCAUAACGGAGGGACGUGUGUGACUGGCAUCGGAGAAGAUCCCUUCAUCUGCAUCUGUGCUGAGGGAUUUGCUGGAGAUACCUGCAAUGCCACAGAGGGCGGUCCUUGUAGCCCAAACCCAUGUAAAAAUGAUGGCACAUGUGAGGUGAUCACUACCUCUAGAAGAGGAGAUAUUUUUAAUGAGUAUAUGUGCAAAUGCCAACCUGGGUUCGAGGGUGCACACUGCCAGAUCAAUGUGAAUGACUGUGCAAACCAGCCUUGUAAAAAUGGAGGCCUCUGCCGUGAUCUGGAUGGAGAGUACACCUGCCAGUGCCCUUCUCCAUAUGUUGGAAAGCAAUGCCAGCUGCGCUGUACAUAUCUAUUGGGAAUGGAGGAAGGGGGAAUUGGAGAGUCCCAGAUUUCUGCCUCCUCUGUGCACUCUGGCAUUCUAGGGCUUCAGCACUGGGGACCUGAGCUUGCCCGCCUUAAUAACCAGGGCAUUGUCAAUGCCUGGAGCUCUGCACCCCAAGACAAGAGCCCCUGGAUUGAGAUUGAUAUGCGGAAGAAGAUGCGUCUCACUGGAAUCAUCACCCAAGGAGCCAGUCGCAUGGGGACAGCAGAGUUUGUCAAAGCUUUUAAGGUGGCAUCUAGCUUCGAUGGCAAAAUCUACACAAUGUACAGAGCGGAUGGCCAAAGAAAAGACAGAGUGUUUGUGGGAAAUACAGAUAAUGAUGGAACCAAGACAAACAUGUUUGACCCUCCCAUUGUGGCCCAGUAUAUUCGCAUUAUUCCUGUGGUGUGCCGUAAAGCAUGUACUCUCCGGAUGGAACUCAUGGGCUGUGAGCUAAAUGUGCACUCCAGCGCAAUUGGUUGCAAUGAUCCGCUGGGCAUGAAGUCCCGUCUCAUCUCUGACGGGCAGCUUUCAGCAUCUAGUGCUUACCGUACCUGGGGUGUAGAUGCCUUUACCUGGCACCCCCACUAUGCUCGCUUGGACAAACAAGGCAAGACUAACGCUUGGGCAGCAGCUAGCAACAACCGCUCCGAGUGGCUCCAGCUGGAUUUGGAGAAACCUAAAAGGAUCACUGGCAUCAUCACUCAGGGAGCAAAAGACUUUGGAGUUGUACAGUUUGUGUCAGCCUAUAAGAUUGCAUAUAGUGUUGAUGGACAGUCAUGGAGCAUUGUGAAGGAUCAAAUAACGAGAACAGAUAAGAUUUUCCAAGGAAACAUUGACAACAACACACACAAAAAGAACUUGUUUGAGUCGUCCUUCUUUGCCCGAUUUGUACGGUUUCUGCCAUGGGAGUGGCAUGAGCGGAUAACUCUACGCAUGGAGCUACUGGGCUGUGAUGAUUAGGGACCCUGCUGAAGGCUCCGCACUGGGUUUAGUGAGCGAGUGUUGUGUGGGUUGUAGAAUGGCGAUUUUUUUUUAUUUUUUAUACAUAUGCUUCAUUUGUAUUGCUCAGUGUUUUAUUUAAUUGAUGGCAGGUUCUUGUGGUACUUUUCAUAAAUAACAACAAAUGAAGUGAUCAAAUUUUGUAAGCUUUUUGGCACAAUGUUAAAAUUAUUAUAGGAUUACAUCAUGGUAUUUUGCAUCCAGCUGUCUGAAUUGUAUCAAUAAUAAUGUUGUCAUAAUGUGUUAUCAUAGUCAUUUUUAAUGCUAAGAAGUUUAUGCUAUUAUAAAACCAUCAUGUAAGUAAAUGUUGAAGAAUAUUAAAAUUUUUAAAGCAGCAUAAAUGUGAAAGCAAAUGUAAGACUUAUUCAAAAGUAUUUUAAUACUUAAACGCUUCACUAAAAUUGUUAGUCUCACAAUCACUAACCAUUGCUGUAUUUCAAAAUGCAUCUCCUAAUGGAAUAUUCCAUGAAACUGAGUAACAUCUUUUACUGUCAAUAAGGUAAGCCAAACCUUUCCGAGAAGGUUUCAACCAUCUUAAAUAUAGCCCACCUAUCUGGAAGUCCAUUAGUUGACCUUAUUUUACCUUCUAGGACUUGUGCAGCACUGAUCCAUAACGCAAAAGUUCAAGUUUUAAGAAAGUGGGUAAUAGUUCAAAGCAAAAUUAUUUACCAACUCUUUUUUUUAAUUUUUUUUAUAAAGCAGCAUAAGUCUGCAAACACUGUCUGCACCAUUCCUUACUGUCUGAAGUACAUUUAUAUACAUGGAUCCCACAGAAACUGCAGUUUACCAUAAAGUAAACUAGAACAGUAUGUGGUAGAUUUACUCUAAUGAAUUGAAUUGACUUUUGCACUACAGUCCUUUUUCAUAAUUUGUAUUAGUUUUUAUUUUAGUCUUUGUAAACAACCAAGUUCAAAUAGAAAUGUGCAAUUUAGUAGGCCUAUUUUUAUGUUUCGAAAAACUGUGUUAACAUUGUUAAUAAACAAGUUAAAUGUG
Molecule: messenger RNA, 2552 nt
Organism: Myxocyprinus asiaticus (Chinese sucker)
Lineage: Eukaryota; Metazoa; Chordata; Actinopteri; Cypriniformes; Catostomidae
Gene: mfge8a
Product: milk fat globule EGF and factor V/VIII domain containing a
Exons: 10
Coding region: 84-1520 (478 amino acids)
Molecular function (GO): calcium ion binding
Source: RefSeq, a predicted model, not a curated record